CACUCUCGUCGCCGGCCCUCUGUAGUCACCUAUUUCGCGAUAACUCGUUCCUGCUCCCCCAGCGAAUGCGACCGCGUUAUCCAUAGUCGUUAUAUCAACGGAGCCGAAUCCGCUCUGCUGCGAAACGCAACGACACCCUCCCCUCCUCCACCUCCUACCGAGCCAGCAACCCCAAAUCGGGGUCAUUGCACCUUUGUAGAGCCGCGCUACGGUCUCUAAUAUCUUCUGUUUGACAACUUUGCAAGCGCCUAGGUUUAUUCGGAUGUGUGGCGUGCCAUGAUUGUCAUGGUGGAGUAGUAACAAUCGGAACAUCGCUUAGCGUCCCUCUCGUCUUCAACACCUCCUCUUCUCCAACCUCUCAUCUCCCGACAACGCUGGCUCGGCCACUCGCACCCAACCAUGUCCGACAGCGAAUCCGAGCAAAAGUCGGCUCGGCUUAAGUCAGAGCCGCGCGACAUGAAGCUCGAAGAAGGAGGUCUGGCGGAGGUCCGAGAUGAGGGUGCCGACACAAUCCAGGUGAAGGUAAAAGACCACCGGCCGGGUCGUACACUCACUCCCGUAACGAUACCCCACAAGCCAAAAUCUCGAUCAGCAAGCCAGUCGCCCGUCAAACAAGACAGUCCGAGCUCGUCUGCCUCCGGAAAGGUGGAGCUGGAAGAGGUGGUCGGCGGAGACAUUACGCUGAAGAUGGAACCUGGCAAAGCGCCCAGGCUCUCUCGCACUGCGUCCCAGAAGGUCGUAUCCAGACCGCCGCCUCUCUUUCUCGACCUGCCCGAUGCCACCGAAACAGCAAAGACAACGUUUAAGAUCCUCCCUGAAUGCACAUAUGGAAACAAGACGCUUGGCACGACAGAACAUGCGCUGGAGUGUGAUUGCGCAGAGGAGUGGGGUAGGUUCAUAUACUCUGUUGAAAAGCUCAAUCGUGCUUGUGGCGAUGAUUCCGACUGCAUCAACCGUGCGACGAAAAUGGAAUGUGUGGGCGACUGCUCGUGCGGGUCCGCGUGCCAGAAUCAACGCUUUCAACGGAAGCAAUAUGCCGAUGUCACAGUUAUUAAAACAGAUAAGAAAGGCUAUGGUCUUCGCGCGAAUGCUGAUAUGAAGCCGGGUGAUUUCGUUUUCGAGUAUAUCGGCGAGGUGAUUAACGAAGCUAACUUCCGCCGGCGCAUGAUUCAGUAUGAUGAAGAGGGGAUCAAGCAUUUCUACUUCAUGUCGCUCACCAAAGGCGAAUUCGUCGAUGCAACAAAAAAGGGCAAUCUCGGGCGGUUCUGCAAUCAUUCUUGUAAUCCAAAUUGUUAUGUGGACAAGUGGGUGGUUGGGGACAAGCUGCGCAUGGGCAUUUUCGCCGAGCGGAAAAUCAGAGCAGGCGAAGAGUUGGUCUUCAACUACAACGUCGACCGAUAUGGUGCAGAUCCGCAGCCAUGUUACUGCGACGAGCCGAACUGCACAGGUUUCAUCGGUGGCAAAACGCAGACAGAGCGUGCCACUAAACUAUCUCAUGCUACUAUUGAGGCCCUCGGAAUUGAUGAUGGCGAAGGGUGGGAUACUGCGGUAGCGAAGAAGCCUCGAAAGAAGAAGGCUAACGAAGAUGAUGAGGAGUAUGUCAACGAGAUCCAGCCCAGGUCUCUAGAAGAAGAUGGUGUCACCAAGGUCAUGGGCGCCCUUAACCAGUGCAAGGAGAAGUGGAUUGCCGUUAAACUCCUCAGCCGGAUCCAGCGAAGCGAAGACGAAGCGGUUGGCCAUCGCGUUCUCCGAAUGCAUGGCUACAAUAUCCUCGGGAAAACUAUUACCGCAUGGAAAGACGAUUUCAACGUCGUGUCGCAGGUCCUCGACAUCCUCCACAAGUUACCCCGCGUGACCCGAAAUAAGAUUCAUGACUCUGGAAUUGAGGCUACGAUUAAGGACUUGACAACAUGUGGCGAUGAACGCGUCGAGGUUGAAGCUACUAGGUUGCUUGAAGCUUGGAGCAAGCUUACGAUGGGCUAUCGCAUUCCAAGAGUGAAAAGAGACCCCAAUGCUGCCACUCCAGUUCGCGUAGAUACCCAUUUUGAGCGACGCGAAAAGGCGCGAGAGCGAUCGAGGUCACGGUCAAAGUCGCCCGCCAUAGAUGCUCCAAAAGGCCCCUCUGCAGCCCCCUCUGGCCCCCGCUUCAAUUCUCAAAAGAACUUCCUCAACGGACCCCGCGCUCCCCCUCACCGGCCCCGCCAAUUCCACCCACUCCCUCCAGGUUGGUCAGAAGCUAGACACCCAGACACAGGUGCUCUUUACUAUUACAACGGCUCCGGCCACACACAAUGGCAGCGUCCAACUUUGCCGGCCCAACAACCACCCCCACCUCCACCAAAGGCCAAGAGUGAUGCGCAAAGGUUGCAGGACAUCAUCAGUAGCAUCACCAAGAAUGCUACUCCCACAGGGCCGACAUCGGCAAUUGGAACUCCACAGCGUGCUACGGAGGCCCCGAAGAUAGAGAAGAAGUCAAAAAGUGACAAAUGGAAGGAUGUGCCACAAGAGAAGAAAGAAAAGUACUAUGAGAAUGUUGUAAGUGUAUGGCAUGUCAAUCUGACAAUUCUUGGUUCUAAUAGUCAUAGCUCGCCCCUCACAUUAAGGAAGUGGUAUUCUCAUCAAAAUACCGCGACAAGUUCGAGAAGGACGAUCUGAAGAGACUAGCAAAAGAAGUAUGAGAAAUGGUGCGACCGAAUUAGUACAGCUAGCUGACAACCUAUGUUAGGUCGGCAAAAAGCUUGUUCGA
This is a messenger RNA of Lindgomyces ingoldianus, 2746 nucleotides long. Its product is annotated as SET domain-containing protein. The transcript is spliced from 2 exons. Gene Ontology annotation, molecular function: histone H3K36 methyltransferase activity; protein binding. The record is from RefSeq and is a predicted model, not a curated record. Bases 400 to 2655 code for a protein of 751 amino acids. Lineage: Eukaryota; Fungi; Ascomycota; Dothideomycetes; Pleosporales; Lindgomycetaceae. Gene Ontology annotation, cellular component: nucleus; chromatin. Gene Ontology annotation, biological process: regulation of DNA-templated transcription.